AGUGAUGAUGGUGGUCAUGGUGAUGAUGGCGGCCAUGGAAAAGGCGGUGGAGGAAUCCAUGGUGGUGAUAAUGGUGUCCAUGGUGGUGGUGGUGAUGAUCGUCGUAGAUCACUACCUAAAAUAUUCGUAUAUACAACAGAAAAUCAUAUCUAGUGCAGGAAGGUUUAAAGUAGUUUCUUUCGUACCGGUGGUUGAUGAAUAAUU
Messenger RNA from Strongylus vulgaris, 204 nucleotides. The record is from the annotation of a GenBank genome assembly. Lineage: Eukaryota; Metazoa; Nematoda; Chromadorea; Rhabditida; Strongylidae.